AUGCAUCGUCACUCACAGUAUCACGACCUGCUCGCGAGUGAGGGCCCAGAGUUUGGGUUCGGAGAUGCUCCCGACGACUACGAGACUUCCAUGCAAUACUGGUGCAACUUCGGAGAAUUCCAGCUCAUUGACCCCCAACUCCAUUCCCUCUCGCUGCAUGAUAUGAAUGCCCACUAUCAGAGACCGAUGGAAGGUCAACAUCCAUAUGCCGCCUACGACCCGAUUGCCCAUGGCUUCAGCCACCGGUAUUCACGGGCCGCUGUCCACAGCCUCCUGCCUCAACUGGGCGGUUUUGACCCCGACCAGAGCGAGAUUGAGCAGCUCCGUCAUCUGCGUCAUUUCUCUCCGACCGAUUCCUUGGGGAUCGCUCUCUCAAGCAACAGCGACUCGUCCGUCAGCGACUAUCCGCUCAGUCCCGAGGCAGUUCGGAGUUCAUUUAACGUUCCCUUUUCCAACUCAAACCAGGAAUUUUACGGCGUCCCCAUGGCAGCCGCAUCGUCCACUAGCCUCAGCUGGAACCAGCAACCCUCUUUCAUGUCACCUCACCCUCCCACGCCUGUCCCGGCCAACCACACGGUCCCCAGCAUGAGAUAUCUCCAGGUCACGCCAGAUCCAGACCAUGACGAUGAGACCGUCGACGACAGGGAGGCUCUCCACUCCAAGAUCAACUUUCCCGUGGAGCUGGAGAUGUCGGAGCAGAUUGUCAGUCCUCCCGACUCUGGGCUUGACCAAUCAGUCCACGACGAUGAAACAAUGAAAGAUGAAGAGGAAGACUCAGGGGCGAUUGAGUCAGACAACGAUUCCGAAUUCGUCCCCCAAAGGAAUACACCGCGUCGCCAACAUGGCACGACCAGACGCCACUCUAUGCGUGAACCACGACGUGCGAGAUCGGUUAUCGACCCUAGGGCUCGGGUGCAGAAACCCACCCACGCCGGCGAAAUGUCCCACAAUGGCAGCUCGCGCCCCAAGUCCAAGAAGAAGCAUGUAUUGCUCAAGAAAGAUGAAUCCGACUCCAAGCACUUUCCUUGCGCCUUUCACCAUUACGGCUGCUGCGCCACGUUUGGCAACAAAAACGAGUGGAAGCGACACGUCGCCUCUCAACACCUCCAACUCGGAUACUACCGGUGCGACAUGGGCUCUUGCUCACCAGAAACGGCGCGGACCCAGCACAAGGGGUUCAACGAUUUCAAUCGCAAGGAUCUUUUCACCCAGCAUUGCCGCCGCAUGCAUGCCCCCUGGUCCGGAAGCAAGAAGGGCGAGGAGGGCGUAUCCAAGAAAGAGCGAGACAACUUCGAGAAGCAGCUCGAGCAUAUCCGCGCCCGUUGCUGGGUUGAUCGGCGAAAGGCCCCCCAGAAGACCAAAUGCGGAUUCUGUGGGAAGAAGUUCGUCGACGGCAAGGAGUGCCGCGGCUGGGAGGAAAGGAUGGAGCAUGUUGGCCGACACUUUGAGAGGGACAACUUGAAGAGCAAGGAUGAAGAUGUCGAUGAUGGGCUCAAGCAGUGGGCCAUCCGUGAGGGUGUUGUGAGAGAAGGGAAGAAGAAGGGCGAGUUCUGGCUUGUAGGCUUUGAACCUGUGCAGCCAAGUCGGCGUUCACGUGGCCAGAGAAGGAGCAGCAGACUAAUCAAGGAGGAGGAGAUCAAGCAAGAUGAGGAGGUGAGCCACAAUGACGACAAUGACGAUGACGAUGACGAGAGCGGCAGCAGCGGGGACGAUGGAGACAGCAUUGAGGCGAAGCGAGCCGACGCCCUAAUGAAGACGGAAAAUAGCGAUCAAGAGGACACUGAUGCCGAGGCUGAAGAAGACGAUGGAUGA
Messenger RNA from Cladophialophora bantiana CBS 173.52, 1812 nucleotides. RefSeq lists its product as uncharacterized. Lineage: Eukaryota; Fungi; Ascomycota; Eurotiomycetes; Chaetothyriales; Herpotrichiellaceae. The transcript has a single exon. Gene Ontology annotation, molecular function: DNA-binding transcription factor activity. The record is from RefSeq and is a predicted model, not a curated record. The coding region runs from base 1 to 1812 and encodes 603 amino acids.